Molecule: messenger RNA, 5039 nt
Organism: Chionomys nivalis (European snow vole)
Lineage: Eukaryota; Metazoa; Chordata; Mammalia; Rodentia; Cricetidae
Gene: Pprc1
Product: PPARG related coactivator 1
Exons: 14
Coding region: 28-4842 (1604 amino acids)
Biological process (GO): positive regulation of transcription by RNA polymerase II
Cellular component (GO): nucleus
Molecular function (GO): RNA binding; transcription factor binding
Source: RefSeq, a predicted model, not a curated record
AGCAGCGCUGGGUGUUCAGGGGCCAAGAUGGCGGCGCGCCGGGGACGGAGAGACCGAGUCGCGCCGCCUCCGACCGGGGGCCCGGGUCCUGACCCUGGCGGUGGAGUUCGCGGCGGCGGUUGGACGAGUUGGAGCCAAGCGCCGUAUGGGACCGUGGGCACCGUGAGCGCCGCGGAGCAGGUCCAUGAGGAGGGGGACGACUCUAGCUUUGUCAGUCUUUCUCGACUGGGCCCAUCUCUGAGGGAUAAAGACCUGGAAAUGGAGGAGCUGAUACUGCAGGAUGAGACACUAUUGGGGACCAUGCAGAGCUACAUGGAUGCCUCCCUCAUCUCCCUCAUUGAGGAUUUUGGGAGUCUUGGAGAGCAGAGCAGGUUAUCUCUGGAGGACCAGAAUGAAAUGUCGCUGCUCACAGCUCUGACAGAGAUCUUGGACAACGCGGAUUCUGAGAACCUGUCCCCAUUUGACAGCAUUCCUGAUUCAGAGCUGCUUGUGUCUCCUCGCGAGAGUUCCUCUCUCCACAAGCUACUCACUCUUUCUCGGACACCCCCAGAACAUGACCUGAUCACUCCAAUGGACCCUAUGGGGCCUAGCACAGGCAGUAGUAGGAUGAGUGGGGUAGAGAUGUCCCUUGCAGAUUCUCCUUGGGACUUUUCUCCACCUCCUUUCUUGGAAACUUCUUCCCCUAAGCUACCUAGCUGGAGACCCUCAAGACCAAGACCUCGAUGGGGUCAGUCCCCUGUCCCACAGCAGCGCAGUGAUGGAGAAGAGGAGGAGGAGGUCGCCAGCAUCAGUGGUCAGAUGCUUGCUGGAGAACUGGACAACUCUGUGAACAGCUUGGACUUCCCCAUGCACCUGGCAUGCCCAGAGGAAGAAGACAAGCCAACAGCAGCGGAGGUGGCAGUGUCAGCACCUGCUGAUGAGAGCAUCUCCUCCCUGAGUGAGCUGGUACGCGCCAUGCAUCCCUACUGCUUGCCCAACCUCACACACUUGGCAUCACUUGAGGAUGAGCUUCAGGAACAGGUGGAUGACUUGUCAGCUCCUGAGGGUUGUGUGGUGCUGGAGAUAGUGGGCCAGGCAGCCACAGCUGGUGAUGACCUGGAGAUCCCGGUUGUGGUGCGCCAGAUCCCUUCUGGAUCCCAGUCUCUGCUCUUGGAUGAGUCUGCAGGGGCCAGUCCUGCCUUGCAGCUACUCAUGCCCACCGUGGAGGCCAGGAUGGAAGCAGCUGUGCCUAAGGUUGCCCCUUGCCCUGAUCAAGAAGAAUUAUCAUUGAACUCUACCUGCUUAUUGGAGCCCAGGGAAAUCAUGGAGUCAUUGGCACCCAAGGAGCUUCAGAACCUACCUGCCAGUGCAAUUCAGGGUUCUCAGAGAGUUCCCAGAAAGGGCAGGAAGAAGAAGAGCAAGGAACAGCCAGCAGCCUGUUUGGAAGACUAUACUAGGAGACUGAGAUCAUCUUCUCGUGGACAGUCUACUAUGGCUACAGAGGUGAACUCUCAGGCGGGUAACUUACAGAAACAGCCUCAGGAAGAACUUCAGAGAGAGGCUGAAGCUCCUCAGAGCAGGGGGAAGCCACGGGCGUGGGCUCGGGCCUGGGCAGCUGCCUUGGAGAAGCCUGAGUCUGAGAACUUAGAGAGAAGUGCAGAACAGGAUAGCCCUGCUGAAGAAGAUGCCCUUGACCUCUGCCCUAAGCUGGUUGAUACUAGCCAAGCUGAGCCCAUGCCAGCUGACUCUGUUGAAGCUGAUGCAGCUGCAGUUAAGCAUGCUAUAGCUGAUUGUAUACCUGUUGACCAGGCUUCAGCUAGUACAGAACUGAUUGGUCCUCUCCCAGUAGGCCCAGUGCUGACUGACAGGACAGGAAUCAGACCUGCAGUGUCUAUUCCCACCCCAGCUGGCGCUGUCCCAGCUAACACAGUGACAGUUGACUCUGUUCCGCAUGACCUGGCUCCAGUAGACCCUGUGCUAGUUAAGCACAGACCAACCGACCCUAGACGUGCUGCAGCAGCAGCAGCUCAGGGGACUCGUCUUUCCCUAGAUUCCUCAGCCCACCCCAAGGUUGCAGGUCCUCUGAAGGUGGAAGGUAGCACCAGCGCUACAACCCAGGAAGCCAGACCUCGACCUCUCAGCCUGUCUGAGUACCGCCAGCGAAGGCAGCAAAGACAAACAGAAGCAGAAGGCAGGAAUUCUCAGCCCCCCACUGGCAAGUGGCCUAGUCUCCCAGAGACCCCCACAGGGCUGGCAGAUAUUCCUUGUCUUGUUCCACCAGCCCCAGCCAAGAAGACAGCUCCACAGAGAAGCUCUGUACCAGAGACUUGUUUUGUGUCUGUGGGUACCAACCCUGCUUCCCCUACUCCUGAGCCAUCUGCAAGCAAACCUAUGGUUUCCGUUCACUUGGAACAGGUGCCGUCUCAUGAGAUGCCACUUCCAGUUAGACCGCCCCUUCCUACCUUGCAGUCUGUGUCUCCUGCUGGGCCCAUCCCUUCCACAGUGCCCACUCCUUUGCCUUUCCCUCCAGGCAUACCUCCUUUGCUUCCUCUUCCUUCAAGUGGCCAUGGAGUCCCCAGUCUGCCCCCACCUCCCUUGCAACCAUCUGGACUUCCAGUGUCCAUGAGACAAAUACCACCUGAUCCCUAUACUCAUUAUGCCCCUGUGCCACCCUGGCCUUGUUAUCCCUCUGUGUCCCCUUCUGGCUAUCCUUGUCUGCCCCCACAACCAACGGUGCCCAUGGUGUCUGGUACUCCUGGUACCUAUGCUGUACCCCCAACUUGCAAUGUGCCUUGGGUACCCACUCCUGCUCCAGUUUCACCUUACAGCUCCAGCUAUGGGCACAUGGGAUGGGGCCCUGGACCUCAACAGCCUCCGUUCUGGUCUACUGUUUCUCCACCUCCUUUGUCUUCAGCGUCUACUGGAAGAGCUGUUCCCCCAUCCAAUGUGGAACCUAGUAGUAAUCCAGCUGGUUCUCCUGAAGAUGAACUUCCUGUGUCAGUGACUCCUUCCCUAAGUUCUGGGGCAGACAGCCCCAUAGCUCCACCGGUUGAGCCUACGAAACUGGAGGUUCAGCCAGUGCCUGUGUCUCCUCAGCCAAAACACAAAGUGUCUACCCUGGUACAAAGUCUCCAGGUCAAGACUCCACCAUGUCUGUCUACUGAGUGUGUAGCUGUUGGGGAGUCUGCAUCAGAGAGGCUAAAGCCUGAGGCUCAGGAGAACAGAGCCAAGGAAAAGCCCCUCUCUGCAACUGUCAAGGCUGGUCCCACACCAAGGCAGAGUACUGCCCCAAAGCUGCCUGCUGUCCAUCCAGCCCGACUAAGAAAACUAUCCUUCCUGCCUACUCCACGUUCUCAGGGGUCUGAGGACGUGGUACAGGCAUUCAUCAGUGAGAUUGGAAUUGAAGCAUCAGACCUGUCCAGUCUGUUGGAGCAGUUUGAGAAAUCAGAAGCCAAAAAGGAGUGUCCUCUCCCGGCUCCUGCUGACAGCCUGGCUGUAGGAAACUCAGGCAGCAUUGACACUCCCCAGGAGAAGAGACCCCUAGACCGGUUACAAGCCCCAGAACUGGCCAACGUGGCAGGGCUCACCCCUCCAGCUACCCCUCCCCACCAGUUAUGGAAGCCCUUGGCUGCUGUCUCACUGUUGGCCAAAUCUCCUAAAUCUACCGCCCAGGAGGGAACCCUGAAGCCUGAAGGAGUUACAGAGGCCAAACAUCCAGCUGCAGCCUGCCUCCAAGAAAGGGUCCAUGGCCCUAGUCCUGUCCAUGUGGGCUCUGGGGACCAUGAUUAUUGUGUCCGAAGCAGGACACCCCCAAAAAAGAUGCCUGCCCUAGUCAUUCCAGAGGUGGGCUCCCGAUGGAAUGUCAAGCGCCAUCAGGACAUCACCAUCAAACCCGUCUUGUCAUUGGGCCCAGCUGCUCCCCUACUUCCAUGCACGACUUCCCAGGAGCCACUUGAUCACAGGACUAGCAGUGAGCAGGCAGAGUCUUCAGCGCCUUAUCUUGCCCCGUCCACCUUGCUGUCUCCUGAGGCCUCACCCUGCCGGAAAGACAUGAACACUAGGACUCCCUCUGAGCCCCCAGGCAAGCAGCGGUCAAUGCGCUGUUACCGAAAAGCCUGCAGAUCAGUCAGUCCCCCAGGUCGGGGCUGGCAGGGCCGUCGUGGCCGCAGCAGCCGCUCUGUCAGCUCUGGGUCCAACCGGACCAGCGAAGCAUCCUCAUCUUCAUCGGUGUCUUCCUCAUCCCGAUCCCGGUCCAGGUCCCUCUCCCCCCCCCACAAGAGGUGGCGAAGGUCCAGCUGCAGUUCCUCUGGACGUUCGAGAAGAUGUUCAUCCUCUUCAUCAUCUUCAUCCUCUUCUUCCUCAUCAUCCAGUUCCAGAAGCCGUUCUCCCUCUCUGUCCCCUCGCAGAAGUGACCGAAGGCGGCGCUCUUACCGUUCAAAUGACCAUUACCAAAGGCAGAGAGUGCUGCAGAAGGAGCGUGCAAUAGAAGAGAGAAGGGUGGUCUUCAUUGGAAAGAUACCUGGCCGCAUGACUCGGUCAGAGCUGAAACAGAGAUUCUCUGUUUUUGGAGAGAUUGAGGAGUGCACCAUUCAUUUUCGUGUCCAAGGUGACAACUAUGGUUUCGUCACUUACCGUUAUGCUGAAGAGGCAUUUGCAGCCAUCGAGAGUGGCCACAAGUUGCGGCAGGCAGAUGAGCAGCCCUUUGAUCUCUGCUUUGGGGGCCGCAGGCAGUUCUGCAAAAGGAGUUACUCUGAUCUUGACUCCAAUCGGGAAGACUUUGACCCUGCUCCCGUGAAGAGCAAAUUUGAUUCACUUGACUUUGAUACAUUAUUGAAACAGGCCCAGAAGAACCUGAGGAGGUAACCCUGGGCACUCCUCUCCCACCCAUUUUCUCUGGAGGUGUCCAACCUCCUCCACUCCCCUCCCCCACUCUAGGGGGCGAGCUGCUAGUGUGGAAAUGACUGUUUUAUAAAUAAAUGGAAAAAAGUUAAAUAAAAAUGUGUUAAAACCGGAAUUUUUAAGUGGUAUUUGUUGUUUUUUUAAAUAACAGAUAUUGAACA